Messenger RNA from Spodoptera litura, 686 nucleotides. NCBI's taxonomy places the organism in Eukaryota, Metazoa, Arthropoda, Insecta, Lepidoptera, Noctuidae. The record is from RefSeq and is a predicted model, not a curated record.
UGAAGCAAGAACUAAAGAUGUUUCAUAAAAGUGUUCUUAUACUUUCACUCUGGUGUAUUUUAUCUGUAAUAUGGCCAAAUGAAGCAACGGGAGGUGAUGAUACGGGUAAUGUAGAAGGGCGAGAGCAAAAAGAACUGGACAAACGUGCUCCUCGUCCUCCGAAUCAGUUUGAACAGAUGCAAAGUAAAAUGCAACUGCCACCUUUAGAGUUAAUCACUUACGGACCAACACUUGUAUUUGAAGGCGUUGACUAUGAUCUACUUCCAACAAACAUUUAUCCAAUUUACUAUGAUUGUUACUACUUACACACGAAAUGUGUUCGAGAUCUCGCCAAUUUUAAUGAACAUUGUGCUUAUCAUAGAAAGCUUAAAAGAUGGCUUAGUUUUGCGACCUUUUGUGAUAUUGACCUAAUAAAUUGUCUCCAUCGUGAGGAAACCGGCAAAGGAAUAUUUGGUCAAGACAUGGCGGAUGACACUUUGUUCGUCCAAGCUGACGGAUAUGAGUGUAGGGGAAAACAAUAAUUUUAAUGAUAACAAAAUGAUCCUGAAGUACAACAAGAACAACUAUCAUCUUCAUUACCAACUGGAAACAUUUUAAAUUGAUGUAUAUUUCACAAAAUCCAAAACACUUGAUAAUGCUUUGCGAAACCUAGAAAAAGAAAUUGAGACAACAUAAUCGCUAAUUUC